Messenger RNA from Syzygium oleosum, 1602 nucleotides. RefSeq lists its product as uncharacterized. Bases 267 to 1253 code for a protein of 328 amino acids. NCBI's taxonomy places the organism in Eukaryota, Viridiplantae, Streptophyta, Magnoliopsida, Myrtales, Myrtaceae. The record is from RefSeq and is a predicted model, not a curated record. The transcript has 7 exons.
GUUGCAGAUGAGACCCCCCACUUUUGUGGUGAUAUUAAAAAAGAGCACGCUUCACUUUCAUCUCCAUAGACAGUAGACACAUGAUGAUGAGGUCUACAUUGAGAACGUGGUUUAUGCACCUUUUGCUUUACUUUUGAAUUUCAAAUUCAAUCCAAACAAAAAAAGGGAAAAAAAAAUCGAAAAGAGGGGCAACGUUAAUCUUGGUGUUUCCAGUUCCAAGUUCGUAUCUUUUUUCAGGUUUUGAAGCAUUGCCUUAAGCCCCAACCAUGGGAGAUUCAAGCUGUCUCAUGAUGCAACCCUUGUCUCACUCAUCAGUCUUCACCAAUGAUGCCACUGAGGGGAACCCGAUUCAUGCUCUUGGGCAGUCAGUCUCAUUUGGCAGGUUCGUGUCAGAAGAGUCCUUGUCAUGGGAGAAGUGGUCGAGCUUCUCUCGGAGACGCUACGUCGAAGAGGCCGAGAAGUAUUCCCGGCCGGGAUCGGUCGCGGAAAAGAAAGCCUUUUUCGAGGCUCACUACAAGAAAAUGGCCGAGAAGAAAGCGGCAGCCUUGCUUGAGCAAGCGAAUGCAGACUCGAGCAAUGUUGCUGACUUGGAACUUGAAGGUGAUGAAUCAGAUUUUCAGGAAAUUGUGAAUCCUAACCAAGAGGUCAAGAACCUAAGGCAAGUGCAUAAUCUGGGUGGUGAGAUGGAGAAAAAUGAUAGCAGGGAGGAUAGAGGAUCACAGUUAACUGAUAAAUCCGUCGUGAUUGUGGAAAAUGCCAAGGAUGAAUCAUUGAAAGAGCUUGGAACGGACUCUUCCCCGGCCAUAUCCUCCGAGGCACUUAAAAGCACAACAUCAGCAUACCCUUCAGCCACUCCUUUGUCCGGGAAGAGAGUACCGGGGGAUCACAUAACCACCGGAAAGAAAACUGGCCAGAAAAGGCGCUCUCUUGCUACCGGGUUUUUGAAGUUUCUGUCUGCAUGCAAAAGCAAUUUACAGUCACCAAAGUCAUCUCCACCCAGAUUGAGCACCAAAGGAAAAACUGCAAAAGGCAAGAAGGACGAAGAAAGUAAAGAACCAAGUAAAUGGAGUCAUAGCUUUUGUUUUUGCGUGGGGAACUCUUCAAGUAUUCGCAAAGGAAAAGAAAGAGCAGAGCAUCAGAUGAAAAGCGCCCAACACUCCUUCCCAAUCCACCAGGAGAGGAAGAAAGCUCAUGACAACAACGAUGAUGCAAAGCACGAUCUCUCUAUCUCCUCAAAGAUCUUUGAUGAAUGACGAUCACCGAAAACAUGUUAAGGGAAGGAAGGGUCAAGCGCCAACGAAGUCUAAUGCUUUGGAGGCUUGUUAAUAUACAUCUCCUAGAAAAUAUUCAAGUGUAAAGAUGAGUUGCUACAACUACUACAUGAGGAAUUGCACCAAACGCUGUUCAGGAGGCUAAUUCCUGUCGAAUACAUCGAAGAACAAUCUCUUAUUGUCGUGAAACAAAUAUCAACCCGAGGAAAAUGCUUGGACAUGGACUGGAUUGAUUUGGAGAGCUCAUACUGUAUGCAUAGUUUCAUGCUCUCACUAGUCAGUAUGCUGUAAAAAUUUGGAUUUUUCUGUUCCUGAAACUUUGUGAUUCGUU